Penicillium cinerascens is the source of this 1518-nucleotide messenger RNA. RefSeq lists its product as uncharacterized. The record is from RefSeq and is a predicted model, not a curated record. The transcript is spliced from 5 exons. Gene Ontology annotation, cellular component: membrane. NCBI's taxonomy places the organism in Eukaryota, Fungi, Ascomycota, Eurotiomycetes, Eurotiales, Aspergillaceae. Gene Ontology annotation, biological process: transmembrane transport; carbohydrate transport. Bases 1 to 1518 code for a protein of 505 amino acids. Gene Ontology annotation, molecular function: carbohydrate:proton symporter activity.
AUGGCGUUCUUUAUGAUUCCUGAGCUGAACACUCGCACCGGGACUUUGCGAGCCUAUCAUUUGGCUGCCAUCGUCUUUAUCUCAUCCUUCCUCUCUGCCUACGACUCCGGAAUCGCAGGUGGCAUCUUGACCUACAAGUCCUUCGAAAAAGACUUCCGAUACCCUGCAUCUACAGAGUCGAGAGUUUCGUCCCUGACUGUUGGUUUGGAGCAGCUGGGCUCGUUCAUCGCCGCUACCUGUGUCUACCCGAUCACAAAUCGCUACGGCCGCAAGGUCUGCAUCAUUGGUUCCACUGCCCUUUUCGUCAUUGGUGUCAUCAUUCAGGUCAUAAACACUCGCUCACUUGCGGCUUGGUAUGUCGGCCGUAUUGUUGCAGGCCUGGGUAUGGGCGGCCAAAGUGUCGUGAUUCCCAUGUACUCAGCAGAGAUGACUCCCAAGGAAAUUCGAGGCCGAUGCGGUUCUUUUUACCAAUGGCUGUAUGCCUGGGGUGUCUUCCUGGCCUACUGGGUUAACUAUGGCGUGUCCAAAAACAAAUCCAUUGUUGGCACUUCGCGCGAGUGGCAGAUCCCCGUAGGUUUGCAAUUGAUAUCUGGGGGCACCCUGUUCAUUGGCGCCUUUACCCUCCCCGAGUCAAUUCGCUGGCUACUGACCCAGAACCGCACUGAAGAUGCCUGGAAAUCCAUCGUUUGGAUCCGAGGUGGCGAGACUCCCAAGACCCGCGACGAGUUCACCGAGACGCAGUUAGGGCUGCAGGCCGAGCGCGCAGAACGUGAAGGCUUUUCCAUCCGCGAGCUCCUCGAGCCCGCCAAUCAAUGCGACGGGAAGCAGUGCUCUGGCUGUUUUGCACCGCAAUACUUUAAACUCAUCGCUGGUAGCGGUACAAACCGCAACAUGCUGCUCUCGGGUCUCUUCGGUGCCGUCAAGGUCAUUGCAUGUACCUUCUUCAUCUGGGUCCUCGCAGAAAGGCUUAGCCGUCGCAUGACCUUGGUCGGCGGCGCCGCUCUCAUGGCCAUCUGUAUGCUGAUUACCGCACUGAUUGUAGAUUACAUCCCAACGCAGUCCGCCACCGACGUUACAGCUGCUGGACGUGCGACGGUUGCGAUGAUUUAUCUUGAUAUCAUGAUCUACAACUGUUCUUGGGGUCCAAUGCCGUGGGCUUAUGUUCCAGAGAUCUUCCCCACGCGGAUCCGUGCUCUUGGAUUGGCAGUCAGCAUGCUGGCCCAUUGGGCAUCGUCAUUCUGCUUCUCAUUCGCAAGUCCUUAUAUGAUCACCAACGUGGGUGCCAACACUUUCCUCAUUUUCAUGGGCUUCGAUGUCGUGGCUGCUAUCUUCUGCUGGUUCUUCGUCAAGGAGACUCGCGGAAAGAACUUGGAGGUCGCCGCGGGUACCGAGUGGGAGGCUGCUGAGCGCAGCUCCCUCGAUGAUGAUGAAAAGGGUGGUGUGCUGAGCGCGGAUGGCAAGAAGGUGGAGCUCGUCAGCGUGCACGAGAACUUCCAUGCUACCAUUCACCAUCGUUAG